CUGCUUCCUUAUAAAUCCAAACCAAGUCACGUGACAACAACAAUCGAUUAAGUGGACACAAGCAUUUGUUUCGGGUGGGCUAACGAUCACACACCUGGUGUAACCAUGACGAGUAAAGGGCAGCAACAAGACUUCUGGAUCAAGGAAAGCAUAAGAGAUCAGAAAUUUGAGGACAACUAUAUAAUCGGGACGGAGCUGGGCAGAGGUGCUACAUCUGUGGUAUAUAAGUGUGAACACAUAGGGAGCAAAAAGGCCUGGGCUGUAAAGAUCAUCGCCAAACAGGUUGAGAGAAAAGUGAUCAUUACAGAAGCAGGUAUUUUGUUCAGACUACGACAUUCAAAUGUGAUUGCUUUAAAAGAAAUCUAUGAGACCCCUGAAAAGAUUUACCUGGUACUGGAACUUGUGACAGGGGGAGAACUAUUUGAAAGAAUUGUGGCCAGAGGAUCGUACUCAGAGAAGGAUGCUGCUGAAGCAAUGCACGACAUCCUCAAUGCUUUAAAGUAUAUACAUGAUAAUGAAGUUGUUCACAGAGACAUGAAGCCUGAAAAUCUGUUAUAUGAGAGCAGCAAAGAUGACUCGCCCCUUAAAAUUGCUGACUUUGGGUUGUCAAAGAUUGUGGACAAUGAUGUGCUGAUGUCAACAGUGUGUGGCACUCCUGGAUAUUGUG
Mizuhopecten yessoensis (Yesso scallop) is the source of this 667-nucleotide messenger RNA. RefSeq names its product calcium/calmodulin-dependent protein kinase type IV-like. Gene Ontology annotation, molecular function: ATP binding; calmodulin binding; calcium/calmodulin-dependent protein kinase activity. The transcript has 8 exons. The annotation marks the transcript as partial. NCBI's taxonomy places the organism in Eukaryota, Metazoa, Mollusca, Bivalvia, Pectinida, Pectinidae. Gene Ontology annotation, biological process: protein phosphorylation. The record is from RefSeq and is a predicted model, not a curated record.